Astrephomene gubernaculifera is the source of this 1043-nucleotide messenger RNA. Lineage: Eukaryota; Viridiplantae; Chlorophyta; Chlorophyceae; Chlamydomonadales; Astrephomenaceae. The record is from the annotation of a GenBank genome assembly.
GCUCGCGAUCCAUGAGCCUUCUGGCUCGGACGGAUCUUACGAGCUCGGUACGAAGCUUGUAACACAUACAUACAUACGAUCUUGGCACAGAGUUCUGAUAAUAUCUUGCAAUUAGACAGUCAACGGAGAGGGUAUGUAAAGAUACUGCUUACUUAAAAGUCACAUUUCAACGGCAAAAAGACUUUGGCCCCAGGAAUUUAGCUUGCCAACAAGUUACCUUUACCACGGUGGUUUGGCUGUAAAUGGCUGAAGUGGAGGAUGAAGUUAGUGACGACGAGGAUAAUGCCGUUGCGCUGGAUUAUGAAUUUGAGCGCAAUGCUACCACAAAUGAAAUCGAGGCCUUCCACAUCCAGAACAGCUUUGUGAAUGCCGAUCACCCCAGCGUAGUGCGCCGCUACUCCACAGUUAUGGUGCAAGCCGACCCAGGAACCCCAAAGUUUGUGGGCUACAUCCGAAACGUACGUCACCAGAGGCCCUGUACGGCAACUCGGCAAUUCGUGGAAACCGAGGACGAUGUCCUGGCGGAGCUCUGCUGGUUCUACCGCACGCACGACGUGCGGGAUGCGGGAGUGGCGCUGCCCAAGGAUACGUUGGUGCGGCGGGCGAGGCUGAGCGGCGUGAAGGGUGGUGGUGACAGGGGGACGUUCAAAGAGCUCUUCUUCUCCAACCACAAGGACACCGUGUCGCUGGUAUCCAUCAUGCACACCGUCAAGGUGUGGUGCCUGCCAGACGACGACCUCUCCCCCGUCCUCAUCACACCACCACCGCCGUCUCAGCAGCAGCAGCAAGACCUCCCUCCUGCUACCUCUACCUCUACCGCUUCGGCCGAUGCCGCCGCGGCUGCUGACGCCCCAACAGCCGCUGCUGCAACAGCCGCUGCUGCACGCGGUACGACAACGGCGCUGCUGCCGGGGUUCGUGUGUCGGCGGUUCUACCACGUGCAGCAGAAGAAGAUGACGCCGCUGGGACGGGUGGCUGCAGCAGCAGGGGGCGGCGGAGGUGGAGGAGGCGGUGGAGGGGUGGAGCGAUGGCUGGCGGAGGAC